AUGUCCGAGGCGUGGCUUGCUCUCAGGAGACUGGUCGUGUACGAAGCCGAACCGGUACGGCCCUAUGGGUCUCCUAGCUGCCAGGUGGGCGUGCUCGGCCUGCGCGCAAUCGCGCAGAACUGCCCUUGGAUGAAAGAACUUGCGCUGACGAGGCUGGUUUGUCACCCCGAGGAGAUGGACGUGUUGCCACUGGAGCUGCUAGACCACGGACUGCGGCAUUUGAGCGUACGCUACGGCUUCACUGAGGAGAUGCAUCGUGGCAUCGUGAACAGGAUCUUCCCUCAUCUCGAGGGCGGGCCUCCGACACUUUUGUAA
Trametes versicolor FP-101664 SS1 is the source of this 315-nucleotide messenger RNA. RefSeq lists its product as uncharacterized. NCBI's taxonomy places the organism in Eukaryota, Fungi, Basidiomycota, Agaricomycetes, Polyporales, Polyporaceae. The transcript has a single exon. Bases 1 to 315 code for a protein of 104 amino acids. The record is from RefSeq and is a predicted model, not a curated record.